This is a messenger RNA of Gloeophyllum trabeum ATCC 11539, 492 nucleotides long. RefSeq lists its product as uncharacterized. NCBI's taxonomy places the organism in Eukaryota, Fungi, Basidiomycota, Agaricomycetes, Gloeophyllales, Gloeophyllaceae. The transcript is spliced from 2 exons. The annotation marks the transcript as partial. The record is from RefSeq and is a predicted model, not a curated record.
AUCACGACCUUCCAGCAGGGCCUCAUGGCAAAGGCGUACAAUCAAUUUGGUCCGAAUCCAAAAUACGCGUUGAACACGAUGACUAUCUUAAGGCUCUAUGACCAUUUUGUACAUCAUUACCAGCAGAAGCGCUUCGUCAAGGAGCAGAAGUCGCCAGGCAGCGUAGCUACAACGGAGGCUCGUAAGACAGCAUAUAAGAAUCGAGAACGUCUGGCCGCUUCUAGGGCAAAGUUUGCGAAGGAAUACAACCUCCCACGUCGAUAUAUCGAUAUCGUGUCUGAUGUCAAGGCCACCUCUGAUGAUGAGCGGGAUCCGGUCACCAGCGACUAUGCCAUCAAGCGCAGGCCGGAGCGUUCUGCAGCCGCAAAUGCCUUCUUCCGCCGUUUCGAUGCUUACAAAGAGCAGACAUUGAAGCUCUCUCGACGUGGGGGGCAAAGGGAUCGUAAGCGCUUUUUGCCUGAAAAUCCCGAGGAUACACCAUUCCCAAGUUUG